UGUUGUGUUUAAAAAAAUGUGUGUGGAUAUGUUGUUGCUAUGGUGAAAAAUAUUCUGGUUAUAAUCCGAGGGACUACUGUAAGAAAAUGUGGAUUUUUAAAAAAAAAAAAAUUAUUGGGUCUUCGUUUUUGGUUGGUCUGCUGACUUCGAGUGCCAGUUGCCGUGUGUAGACUUUAUUGCUUUUUCUCUUUUUCGUUCAGUCUUCGUCCUUUGGGGCAAAUUUAUUGAACGGCCACCUCUCAAAUUCCUUAAAAUUAGAAUCUUUUGCUGAGCUUUCAAGCCAAAUUUCUGAAUACCCAACUUGCGAAGAUUUGAGGUGAGUUUACCAGCUUAGCUAUAAUUGAUUGCUUUGUCUGAAGCCCUUUUCGAUUAUUUAUUUUUCUUUAGUUUAAUAUGGCUUAAUUUACAAUCAUCUGGAUGAAGAUUUCUGCAAGAUGCAAGUAUGGUAUUAAUUUUUGUACUUGGGUUGAAUCUUCUUAUCGAUUAUUGUUGCGCAAAAUCUGUAUUUGUGAAUUGGGUUUUACGAGAAGUAGAAUUCUGGAAAGAACAAAAUCGACGAGAUUAAUCUUUUGGCGGGCUUAUUCGCUAAAGCUUUGUGGCAUUUAUUUAUAGGUCCCAGUCGCUGUUCUGAUUAAUUUAGAACUAGGAAAUGUUAAUUAUUACCAAAUUAUUUAUCAGCUAAUUUGGCGAAUGUGACGAAGGAGAAAUUUGAGCAUUUCUAUUUAAAAGUUUUGUGUUUGACCGUGCUGAUUGAGAAUCUUUAAUUAUUUUUUGAUAUCAUAAAAUCCUCCUUACGUAUAGAAGAGCUGAAAUUCUUGGGUUCUCUCAGUUGUCAGCUUGCCAAUAUCUAUUGCUUUUCUUCUAAAACUAUGAUUCUUCCCAGUAUAAAUACUCCUCAUCUGGGUUGUUUGUUAUGACAUUCCAUGGACUUUCUCCUAUAUGGAUGUUUAAUAUUAUUUCCAUGGUUGAAUAUUUGGAUGCUGUGUCUUUCUCCUUUGUUGUAUUAGUCUUCCUUCUUGUUUGCAUCUGAAUCUGCAGCUGAGAAUUAGUGAGAGUUAAUUUGUCGCGGGCUAUGAAGUGUUUCCGUUUCUCCAUUGGAGACAAGAAAGAUGAACCAAAGACCCCAAAGAACCAGCACAGAGUCAAUGGAGCGGAAUUCAUUCCCUAAUAUGUCCCAAAGAACUAGUAAUCUCCGAGUGUUUACUGUUUCAGAGCUCAAGUCAGCCACCAAGAAUUUUAGCCGCUCUGUGAUGCUUGGAGAAGGCGGGUUUGGGUGUGUCUUUAGGGGGUCUAUUAAGAGUUUAGAAGAUCCAUCUCAAAAAAUUGAAGUUGCCGUGAAACAACUUGGGAAAAGAGGGUUGCAGGGUCACAAAGAAUGGGUGACAGAAGUAGAUGUUCUUGGGGUGGUUGAACAUCCAAACCUUGUUAAACUAGUGGGUUACUGUGCUGAGGAUGAUGAAAGAGGAAUGCAAAGACUUCUUGUAUAUGAAUAUAUGCCUAACAGAAGCGUGGAGGACCAUUUAUCCCCUCGUUCAGAGACAACUCUUCCAUGGGCUAUGAGAUUGAGAAUAGCCCAAGAUGCAGCUAGGGGAUUAGCAUACUUGCAUGAAGAAAUGGAUUUUCAGAUAAUUUUCAGAGAUUUCAAAUCAUCGAAUAUUCUUCUUGAUGAGGAAUGGAAUGCAAAGCUAUCAGAUUUUGGAUUGGCUAGAUUGGGCCCUCAAGAAGGGUCAACUCAUGUCUCAACAGCGGUUGUUGGAACCUUGGGAUAUGCAGCUCCUGAAUAUGUUCAGACUGGUCGUCUGACAUCCAAGACCGAUGUAUGGAGCUACGGUGUCUUCCUUUAUGAACUUAUCACUGGGAGGCGCCCUCUAGAUCGAAAUCGUCCUAAGAGUGAGCAGCAACUCUUAGAUUGGGUAAAGCCAUAUCUAUCUGAUGUGAAGAGAUUUCGACUAAUCUUGGAUCCAAAGCUUGAAGGAAGAUACCCUCUGAAGUCAGCCCAAAAGCUUGCAACCGUAGCCAACAGAUGCUUAGUCAGAAAUCCCAAGUCACGCCCAAAGAUGAGCGAGGUGUUGGAAAUGGUGGCUCGAAUUGUUGAGGCAUCAAAAGGAGUAGGUCCUCAACUUCCGGUGAGGAAUGUGCCAUCGAGGGAAGCUGCUGAGGACACCGAAACUAAAAACAAGAGAAGGAAUUUAGACGACAGAAGUGGGGAAAGUGGUUGGCUUGCAAAAAUGUGGAGAUCAAAGCUUGUAAGGACAUGUUGAUUUGAACUUCACAACGAAAUAUCACUAGAAUGAGCGGAAACUGCAGGAACUUCUUGUAUGAUACAGUAUACAAACUGAGAUUAACCAUGUCUUCCUAGUAGUUGAUAUGAAAGCCUUCAUUGUGAAUUUGCUGUACAAAGCCUUAAACUAGGUUAAAAGAUAGAAACUAGACCCGGUUCGCAUUGGGAUCGAGAGAUGUCUAUUUUUCUUUUUGGUUGGAUCAAAGAGAAGGAUAUAUAAGACCUGAGAGUUUUGUUGUCGAGUCAGUAAACUGUGCCCUUUGACAAUCAUUAUUACUAAAUCAUGUUUUGUAUUAAGGGAUUUUCUUCCCUAAUUUUACAUUUAGUUGAAACGCCUCUGUAAACUUCUAAACUGAAGUAAUUGAAUUUUGAUUGCUGAA
This is a messenger RNA of Carica papaya (papaya), 2661 nucleotides long. RefSeq names its product serine/threonine-protein kinase PCRK1-like. The record is from RefSeq and is a predicted model, not a curated record. NCBI's taxonomy places the organism in Eukaryota, Viridiplantae, Streptophyta, Magnoliopsida, Brassicales, Caricaceae. Gene Ontology annotation, molecular function: ATP binding; protein kinase activity. Gene Ontology annotation, biological process: protein phosphorylation.